Oreochromis aureus is the source of this 1934-nucleotide messenger RNA. RefSeq names its product arf-GAP with dual PH domain-containing protein 1-like. Gene Ontology annotation, biological process: positive regulation of GTPase activity. The transcript has 11 exons. Gene Ontology annotation, molecular function: GTPase activator activity; phosphatidylinositol bisphosphate binding. Gene Ontology annotation, cellular component: plasma membrane; intracellular membrane-bounded organelle. Lineage: Eukaryota; Metazoa; Chordata; Actinopteri; Cichliformes; Cichlidae. The record is from RefSeq and is a predicted model, not a curated record. Bases 358 to 1500 code for a protein of 380 amino acids.
GCUGCUGCUGCUGACCUUAACUUUAAAAACAAAACUAUCGGUCUCACAGCUUUUGAGCAGCGACAAGCCUAGCAGCCUAAUACUGUAAGUCAAUCACCCAGUAACUGAGUGACGUAUGUUUCACUUCCUUUCUCUGUUAUUUCUGGAUAUAUGUGUUUGUGUGCAGAACAAUAAACUUCAUGAUGCUGCAUUGCUAAGAGGAAAUACUGGCCCACUGGCCACUGAGAUGUUUGUACCUGCUACAGGGCAGAAUAGCUCUGUACUGUGAAGUGUGUCGAGUCAAUAUGGAGUUACUACCUAGUAGAUGUUUUGUUGGGAUUUGACCGUCAGCCCGAGAGAAGCAGACGUCCUUCAUCGAUGGCCACUUCUGAAAGAAAUAACAAAAUUCUCCUUGAUUUGGUGCAACAGCCGGGUAACAACUUGUGUGCUGACUGUGGAGCUCCUGACCCUGACUGGGCUUCUUACACUCUCGGUGUCUUUGUGUGCCUGAACUGCUCGGGGAUUCAUCGUAAUCUACCCGCAGUCAGCAAAGUGAAAUCCAUACGGCUGGAUCAUUGGGAAGAUUCACUUGUAGAGUUCAUGCAAGAGAAGGGAAAUUCUGCUGCCAAAGCUAUUUUUGAGAAGUGUGUCCCAGUCUUUUUCUACCAACCACAGCAGAAAGAUUGCGUCGUUCUUAAGGAUCAGUGGAUCCGUGCCAAGUACGAAAGACGGGAAUUCACGGGAGAAAACAUCUACUUUCAAAAAGUGUACAGUGCAGAACUGUUUGAGGCAACACUAUGGAAGAAAGGCAAAGAAAGCAAGCAGUUCCUUAAAAGCACCUUCCUGCUCUCACAGAAAGACUUCACCCUCAGAUACUUCAUCAAAGAGGAUUCCAAGGUUCCCAAAGCUGUCAUCAACAUGAAGGAUCUGAAUGCAGUCUUCCAACCAGAGAAGAUUGGUCAUGCUAACGGUUUGCAGAUCUCCUAUGUGGAUGAUGAACGCUCAAAGAACCUUUUUGUGUACCACGAGGACGGGCAGGUGAUUGUGUCUUUUUUCAAUGCUAUUCGGGCAACACGUUUGGCAUACCUCCUGAAGAAAAACCCCACUCUUCAAGAAAAAGACUUAAAACAUCAGCUAACACCACAUUGCCUGAAGGAGGGAUACAUGGAGAAAACUGGUCCGACGCAACGGGAGCCAUUCAAGAAGCGCUGGUUCACGCUGUGCUCAAUGAACAGAAAGCUUCUAUACUUUAAAUCUCCACUGGAUGCUACAGAGCGGGGGGCUGUCUUCAUCGGCACAGAGAGCCACGGAUACUCUGUUUCAGAAAUCACCAGCCGCAACUCGAGGGGAAGCCGGUGGCACUGCGGGAUCUCACUGGUGACUCCGGAUAGGCAGUUUGUUUUUAUGUGUGAGCAGGAGCAGGAACAGAGCGAGUGGAUAAUGGCUUUCAGAAAGGUCAUCUCUCAACCCAUGACACCAGAAGACUACGCUAAUGAGGCCAACCUGAGGAGAGGAAAAUGACUCGUUUCCUUUUUUGCAAGGAAAUUAAAAUACUGUUUGGGGACAGAACAGACCUGAAGCUUUUCUCCACAAAGAUGCGCCUGAACCUGUCAGUGUGGCUAGAAACACAAUUACAGACAGGACCACAGACCGACUAAGACGCUUAUUGUCUACAAUGUGGAGAAGCUACAGUCACCGCAGAGACUUUGUUUCUCUGUAACAUCCAUGCACAUUAAAAGCAGUGUCGCCUGAUUUUGAUGCACUUUUGUUGAAAUUAAUGGCAGCGUUCCUUUGUAAUACAUUAUAAAGUCACUGAAAACAGACAUUGUAUUUAUUAAUAUAAAGACUGAAAUGGCUAUUUUGUAAAUAUUUUGUUAUCUUUGAUGUACUUAGAUACUUUUUUGUUUUUGUAGCUGUCUGUGAAUUUCUUAUACUCAUAAUUUAAAUAAACUUGA